AUGGAAAGCUCUCCUCGGGAUACCACAAAGAAGCUUAAGGUUCGAAAGCGUCGUGACAUCAUAGAUAAACCCACAAAUGGCAUCGACGCCCAAAGCCGCCUAGAUGAAGCCGCCGAGGAACGUGCCCUUAAGAAGUGCAAAACAUCAGUCGGCUCCACAAAUAUCAAGGAUGUUCCCAACAAGAGGUCAACGAGACGGGAGAUUGCCUGGCGCGACAUCCCAGUUUGGAAGCAUGACCGCUCCCCUUUCAUGGAAUUACCUCUCGAGAUUCUUGACACGAUAACUGACCCCCAAAAUGGGCUUAUACUUUCAGACUAUCUUGCAUUAUCAGGAGUAAAUCGGGGGAUUAGGCGCCUAUUCACAGCGGUUGUUUGGGAGAGACUAUACUUGUAUAUGACUUCGCUCAAGCAAACACUGAUAGGUUGCGGGCCAAAUUUCGAGGAGCGCUUUAAACUGGCAGGCUGUACUGUUAGGACCAUCUGGAGUACUGGCUGGUUGGCGAUUCGCAGUGGCGAAAUCAUCACGUUCAAUUGUGGUGAUAGCCUUUGCAAGACCAUGGUGAGGAAAUAA
Molecule: messenger RNA, 570 nt
Organism: Cantharellus anzutake
Lineage: Eukaryota; Fungi; Basidiomycota; Agaricomycetes; Cantharellales; Hydnaceae
Exons: 4
Coding region: 1-570 (189 amino acids)
Source: RefSeq, a predicted model, not a curated record